This is a messenger RNA of Ostrinia furnacalis (Asian corn borer), 538 nucleotides long. RefSeq names its product U2 snRNP-associated SURP motif-containing protein-like. Bases 62 to 538 code for a protein of 158 amino acids. NCBI's taxonomy places the organism in Eukaryota, Metazoa, Arthropoda, Insecta, Lepidoptera, Crambidae. The transcript is spliced from 4 exons. The record is from RefSeq and is a predicted model, not a curated record.
CGCCAAGCUCACCAACGCCAGCGCCUUCCGCAGCGCUUUCCAGCCGCGCCUGGCGGACGUAAUGCGUGCGUGCCACGCGGCGUGGCAGGCGCUGGCCUCGCGGCUGCAGCGCGAGGGGUUCCGCGCGCGCGUCACGCGCGUGCUUCAGGCGUGGGCCGACUGGGCCGUGUACCCCACCGACUUCCUGCUGCACAUCAACGACGUCUUCCUCGGACAGGAGAAGGAGAUAGCCGCCUCGGCCGGCGCCGCGGGAGAGGCGGCGGCGUCGCCGGCGCGAUCGUCUUCAUCCGAGGAGUGGGAGGGCGGCGGCGGCGCCGGGCCGCUGGAUGGCGCCGCGCUCCGCCGGUUGGCUGCCGGCCGGCGCCUGCCCGCCGCGCCCGCGCCGCGCCCAGCUGACCCAGACAUCGACGGCGUGCCAGUCGGUGGUUUUGUCGUCGCUUCGGCGACGGACUGCCUGGGCUUCUACCUGGCACCACUGUCCCGCCCUCGGCGCGGUACCAGCCCACCGGGUGAGUCGACGUUGGUCGAGGCCCAGUGA